AUGGUGGUGUGUAGUUUCUUCCAGCAGGGUCGCUGCAAGUUCGGAGACCGCUGCAAGUUUGAGCAUCCUGGACGCACCACUGCCGGCGCAUCGGGCAACCGCUUUGGCGCUCUUUCUGGAGGCUUCGGAGGCCAAAACACGGCCCAGAGCCAACAAUCAACAGACUAUGGCGUGAAUGCCAACGACAUUAAAAUCGACCUCACUGCAGGCAAGGGUCGGCCAGAAUGGGUGUUUUCUGCUUAUGCUCCAAAUAACAAAGUCCCACGGCAACUCUUCGGUGGCCCCCAGCGUGAGCAGAGCAUGGAGGAGCUGCGUCUCCGCCACUACGAACUAGCAGCGGCUGGAAACCUGAACCAGGCUAUUCAGGAGGCCCAGGCCUUGUGGCAGGAGUCCGUGAGCCAGAUAGACAUUGCCCUCAGCGAUGUUAACGGUGCCAUAAAGUAUAUUGUCGAUGGGGCAAACGAGCACCCCAAUCGAAUCGACAUUUGCCAGGGCAUAACUGGGCCCCAAGCAAACCAGAGUACACCAUUCGGCCAACCUUCAGCCCCUGCCACAUCUACUGGUGCCUUCGGGAACCCCACACCCUCAGUCCCCUCAGCAUUCGGAAAGCCUGGGUUCGGGCAGCCACCUGCGCAACCUUCACCAUUUGGGCAACCUUCGGCAUCCGGAAACCCGUCUCCGUUCGGGCAGCCCUCUGCCCUAGGAGCGCAAUCCGCAUUUGGGAAACCGUCUACUCUGGGGGCGGGAACUGCCUUCGGCCAACCAUCAAACCUCGGGGCCCAAAGUGGGCUUGGUAAACCGGCGUUUGGAACGUCAGGUUUCGCUCAAGCAGCAAACCAGCCCGCAUUCGGACAGACUGGCUUUGGGAGUCCUUCUCAGCCAGCAACAGGAGGAGCCGCCCCCUUUGGCGCCCCAUCAGCUACCUCGCCCUUUGGCCAAAUCCAGCAGCAGCAGCAACCGCAGCAACCGGUUCCAUUUGGUCAACCCUCUGCCCCUGCAAACCCAUUUGGAGCUUCCGCACAGCAACCGGCUUCUGGCUUCGGCCAACCAUCUGGCGGCGGUGGUUUCGGGCAGCCUUCACAGACAGCGUCACCAUUCGGGCAGCCACAGCAGCCUCAGCAGCCUCAGCAGCCACAGCAAGCACAACCCACCCCAUUCGGCCAGCCUGCAGCUUCCUCAAACCCAUUCGGGGCCCCGGCACAGCAAGCUGCAGCUCCUUCACCAUUUGGUCAGCCCGCAGCUCCACAGGGUGUGCCUGUCCAGGAGACAAACAGUGGCCCGCGGGCAUUCAUCAAGAUCGACAACCCGAAUGAAUUGAACCCUCUUCCUGACCUCCAGGGUCAAACAAUGCGCAACCCCAACACCCGACAAUUGACGAUGUGGAAAGGACGUCCAGUCAAGUACAUCAACGACGCGCCCUGCUACCUUCACCCCCAAGACAAUCGGACCUUUGUCCGCAUCAACUUCCCUGAUGGACCGCCCGAAGAGGCCGCACUGCGUGAUUCCCAAGGCAAGCCAGAGGAAUACACCCCCGAGAUCGAGCAGAUGUACAAGUUCUACCUUGAUAAUGGAUACUUCAAGGACGGUGUAAUCCCAGCAGUGCCGCCGAAGAGAGAAUGGAUCAGCUUUGACUUUUGA
Penicillium cinerascens is the source of this 1638-nucleotide messenger RNA. RefSeq names its product FG-nucleoporin nup42. The coding region runs from base 1 to 1638 and encodes 545 amino acids. The transcript is spliced from 4 exons. The record is from RefSeq and is a predicted model, not a curated record. NCBI's taxonomy places the organism in Eukaryota, Fungi, Ascomycota, Eurotiomycetes, Eurotiales, Aspergillaceae. Gene Ontology annotation, molecular function: metal ion binding.